Molecule: messenger RNA, 1842 nt
Organism: Anthostomella pinea
Lineage: Eukaryota; Fungi; Ascomycota; Sordariomycetes; Xylariales; Xylariaceae
Source: the annotation of a GenBank genome assembly
AUGCACUCAACCCUCCAUCCCAACGCACGCGAUUCCCUCGAGCUCGCUUCGCUAGCAUCUUCGAGCCGAGGCCCCGAAACCUAUUCUGAUACCGACUCGAGACCGUCGAUAUCCUCGUCGCGCAAAUUCUCCCUCGAGCAGGAUGAUCCAUUAGACGAUGGCAAUCCCGCCGGCCGUCCUGACUUUGGUCGGGGGCAUGGCAGGACAUACUCGGUGGCCUCGAACUUCGACUACUCCGCGAACCUCUUCCCAUUGUCCUCUUCGACCGCCCCCGGUUACGCUCCUCUCGGCGCCCCUACGUCAGCUGCGCAGCGUCACAGCGGGUUAGGCGGGGCCUCGCUAGAAAAACACAAGACCUUGACAUACAUGAACGGAUUAGGGUUGAUCGUUGGUCUAAUCAUCGGUUCGGGCAUAUUCUCGUCCCCCAGCCAGGUUAAUGCGAAUGUCGGCUCGCCCGGCGCAUCAUUGAUCGUAUGGGCUAUAGCUGGUGUACUCGCGUGGACAGGUGCCGCGAGCUACACCGAACUCGGAGGUGCCAUCCCUCUCAAUGGAGGGUCGCAGGCAUACUUGUCCAAGAUCAUGGGCGAGUUGGCCGGUUUUCUCUUCACAUGGGUGGCGGUUCUUGUGUUGAAGCCCGGGAGUGCCGCGAUCAUUUCAAUCAUCAUGGGCGAAUACCUCGUGCGCGCUGUGAUCGGAGCUGAAGCCGAGACCAUCAACCCCUGGAUCAACAAGGCAAUGGGACUGGUGGGGCUUUUCAUCGUCACCUUCAUGAAUUGCCUCUCGACCAGGCUGGGAACCCGUGUUAACGAUGGCCUUAUGUUCUUAAAGUUUAUUGCCUUGAUAAGCGUUACUGUGGUCGGUGUGGUCGUGGCCCUUACCGGAUUCUCCUUUUCCGGCGAGGCGAACAUGGACUGGAAAACUCACGACUGGUUUGAGGGAACUAGCAAAGACGGUAGUCAUUGGGCAGUUGCACUAUAUGCAGGGCUGUGGGCAUAUGAUGGUUGGGACAAUACCAACUACGUCGUGGGCGAGUUCCGCAAUCCCUCACGAGACCUCCCGCGAGUCAUUCAUACAGCCAUGCCCCUGGUAAUCAUCUGUUACCUACUCGCCAACCUUUCAUACUUCCUCGUACUGCCCCUGGCAACCAUCAACAACUCCAACACGGUUGCCGUGAUGUUCGGUAGCAAAGUGUUUGGUCCGAUUGGGGCCCUCGUAUUUGCUCUCAUCGUGAGCGCUUCAUGCUUUGGCUCGCUCAACUCAUCAACCUUCACAAGCAGUCGGUUAGUCUACGCAGCGGCCAAGGAGGGCUACGUACCAACUUUCAUGGGCCGGAUCGGUAUUGGCUCAACUGAACCGGGAAUGUCGACCACCAGGUCUCGGAGUUGGUUCACUAAGAAACUGCACAACAUGUUUGGUGACGAAGAUACAGGGCUAUUCUUCACGCCGGUCAACGCGCUGAUCUUCAAUGGUGUUCUCACAGCUAUCUAUGCGCUUGUCGGCGAGUUUGGAGAGCUGCUCACCUUCUACGGCGUGGCUGGGUAUUCGUUCUACUUCCUGACAGUCCUCGGACUGAUCAUUCUGCGGGUGAACGAGCCGCAACUCGAGAGGCCAUACAAGACAUGGAUAACUACGCCCAUAAUAUUCUGCUGUGUGAGCUUGUUCCUCCUCAGCAGGGCAGUUUUUGCCCAGCCGCUGAAAACGCUUAUCGUGGUGACGUUUGUCCUCGCCGGUAUACCCGUGUUCUUUUGGCGGAUACAAGGUCGAGACCAGGUCUCGAAGCGCGAAACUGGGUCGAGGUCGGCAGCACCUGCGUGGCAGUUUUGGAAACGAUUACGGAGAUGA